AUGACUCCGACUGAAGUUAACUACGCGCAAAUUGAAAAGGAACUACUUGCUGUCCUGUUCGCAAUGGAACGUUUUGAGCACUACACUCUUGGACGUAAGGUGAAGGUAGAAUCAGACCACAAACCGCGUGAAAUAAUCAACAAGAAGAGCCUUAUAUCUGCGCCAAAACGAUUGCAACGAAUGCUCUUACGUCUGCAAAAGUUUGACUACGAAAUUGUAUACAAACGAGGACUUGAAAUGUAUCUUGCCGACACACUGAGUCGAGCCUACCUUCCUACAGUUCAACUACAGAAACAUGAUUCAGAAGAUCGAGUACUUGCAAUUACCGAUCGCCCAAAAUCGGAAAAGGAUGUUGAAUCCAUAACCAUGAGCGAGUACGCCAAUAUCUCAUCGGAUACUUUGAAAAAAAUAAAACUUGCAACUUCACAGGAUGAAAUUUUGCUAAAACUAUCCAAAACAAUCAAAGAUGGCUGGCCCGAGCGCGAUGAACUACCACCUGACAUACAAUUCUACCAUACAUUUAGAGAUGAAUUAGUUUCUCAGGACGGACUCAUCUUCAAAGGAGACCGUAUUGUAAUUCCACUCACAUUGAAAGAUGAAAUUCUACAAAGGGUACAUUCGAGCCACAUUGGAAUCCAAGGAUGUUACCGCAGGACCAAAGAAUCUCUAUACUGGCCGAACAUGAUGAAGGAUAUCGAAACCUAUAUUAAGAAAUGUCAUGUCUGCGCUACCAUACAAGUUGAGCAAGGUAAAGAAACUCUCAUUUCUCAUGAGAUACCGGACAGACCAUGGCAAAAGAUAGGAACUGAUUUAUUCCAGCUUGAUGACAGACAGUAUCUCAUUACUGUUGACUAUCAUUCAGACUUCUUUGAAAUUGACCGUCUACAUGAUAAGAAAUCAAAGGAAGUCAUAAACAAGCUCAAAGCCCAAAUGGCCAGACAUGGAAUUCCUGAGAUGCUGAUUUCAGACAAUGGACCUCCCUUCGGUAGCAAAGAAUUUGCAAGCUUCUCACGAAACUAUGAGUUCAAUCAUAUAACCUCAUCACCUUUAUACCCAAAAUCUAACGGAAAGGUAGAAAAUGCUGUGAAAAUUGCAAAAACUUUAUUAAAGAAAUGCCAGUUAGACAACAAAGACCCUUUCUUGGCACUACUCGAUUGGAGAAACACUCCUUCAGAAAAUAUCGGUAGUUCUGCUGUCCAGAGACUAAUGGGACGUCGUACAAGAACACUACUACCAACAAAAUCUGAACUUUUGAAACCAUCCCUACCGACAAAUGUCAAAGAGCAAUUAGCAAAACGGAAAUCUCUGUCAGAAUUCUAUUAUAACCGAACAGCUAAAGACCUACCAAAGAUUAAUAUUGGGGAAACCGUGAGAAUUCGACCUUUUGGAAAGGAAAAAACCUGGACUAAGGCAAAAGUUGACGAGAAAGUUAAUAUCCGCUCAUAUCAGGUUACUACAGAGGAUGGUCGCACCUAUCGUCGAAACAGGAAACAUCUGCGGCGCAGCAAUGAGCCAUUCAUUGUGAACAACGUAGUAGACCCCCCAAACUUUAUUAAUGUGAUGAAUGAUAAGCUACCAUCAGCAGAGAACCCCAAACCAUCAGCGGAUAAAAUUACUCCCAUCAGACGCUCUACAAGACAAAUAAAAAUGCCAAAACGUUUUGAAGAUUUUAAGAUCUACAAGUGA
Molecule: messenger RNA, 1686 nt
Organism: Saccostrea echinata
Lineage: Eukaryota; Metazoa; Mollusca; Bivalvia; Ostreida; Ostreidae
Exons: 1
Coding region: 1-1686 (561 amino acids)
Biological process (GO): DNA integration
Molecular function (GO): nucleic acid binding
Source: RefSeq, a predicted model, not a curated record